This is a messenger RNA of Patiria miniata (bat star), 5021 nucleotides long. RefSeq lists its product as uncharacterized. The record is from RefSeq and is a predicted model, not a curated record. Gene Ontology annotation, molecular function: G protein-coupled GABA receptor activity. The transcript has 20 exons. Gene Ontology annotation, cellular component: G protein-coupled receptor heterodimeric complex; membrane. NCBI's taxonomy places the organism in Eukaryota, Metazoa, Echinodermata, Asteroidea, Valvatida, Asterinidae. The coding region runs from base 370 to 3453 and encodes 1027 amino acids. Gene Ontology annotation, biological process: gamma-aminobutyric acid signaling pathway; G protein-coupled receptor signaling pathway.
GUGACAUCAUUUUGUUCGAGUUGAUUGGUGGACAUUGUCCACCUCCGUGACCAAAUCGGCUGGUGCUCUUGAAGGGCUCACUGCUAGUUUAGUUUUUUCUUCGUUUUAGUUAAUGUUUGGCACUCUUCUUCAGUGACAUACUGAUGCAUGCCGACCUACUGCCAGUCUGUUGGUAAAUUGCGUUAAGAGCCAUAAAUGAUUGCAUUCGUCAACCCGUAACGAAGCCGUUGCAUUAAAGUCCGGCGUUAAUGCACACGGGGUUGCUGUGAUAUAGUUGCUGUAUACUACCACGUACCCAAACGAAACAUUUGCGCGUUGUGCUGCUGCACGAGAGACUCGAGUCAUCACAUCAUUUUCGUAGUGGCUAAAAUGAAGGCCGUACGAGUCUGCAGGUUCGUCUUCUUCACGAUGUGUUGGUUUCCCAGUUUCGACGCCCAAACGCUACCGGGAACUGUGGUUCCCCUCGGCAAUAACGUGUCUUUGACAGACUGGAACGAGGCGACGGCACCGACCGAGCCGUCUGCAACUGCCCGAGGAGGGGGCGAGUCCGCAGCGAAGAUACCACUGUACAUUGGUGGGUUCUUUUCGCUUCCCGGCGGGGGCUGGGACGGCAGUGGGGUUCUGGUCGCCGUGAAUAUGGCGUUGGAGAGCAUUAAUGCCAACCCCAACGUCCUGGCCGAGUACGAGCUGGGAAUGGUCUGGGAUAACUCGAGGUGUGACGCCGGUCUGGGAACCAGACUCUUCUUCGAUCAGAUUCGGCUGCCCCCACAGAAGUUGAUGCUGAUUGGGCCCGCCUGCUCCACCACGGCACAGGCAGUGGCCCAAACGUCAUUCUACUGGAACCUCAUCACGAUGUCGUACUCGGCUGGCUCCUCUGCGCUGUCCAAUCGGGUGGUCUUUCCGUACUUCUAUCGUACCUACAUGCCGGACGCCAUGCUGAAUCGGGCCCGGAUACGGCUCAUCAAGGAGUUCGGUUGGCAGAGGGUGGCCACCAUCCACGAAAAUCAAGAUCUCUUUUCUCUGGCCAUCAAUGAUAUGAUCAAUCUUCUUAAGGCAGAAAACAUCACUUUGAUUUCCUCGGAGUCGUUUGACGAAGACCCGACCAACCAGGUUGCCAACCUUAAGGCGCUGGAUGCUCGCAUCAUUAUAGUCAACAUGUACGAGAGCAAGGCACGACGCGUCAUGUGCGAGGCUGCCCGCCAGGGUAUGACUGGCCCUGGCUACGUCUGGUUUCUUUUAGGCUGGUUAAGCUACAAUUGGUGGAAACUCGACGACCCUACCGUCAAGAAAUGUACCACGGCUGAGUACAAAAGCGCAGUGGAAAGCUCGUAUUAUAUCGGCUUCGAGACCGUCUUGUUUGGGGACGAUGACGCAGUGACGGUGUCUGGAAUUACGCCGCUUGAAUUCGACAAUGAGGUACGAAGGAGACUGGCCUUACCGGAAAAUAGUGGGUACACCUACAACGGCAUCGCCAGCUUCGGUUACGAUGCGGCAUGGGCCAUCGCACUAGCACUGAAUGAAUCAGCCGAGAUUCUGAAGACGAAGACGUUUGAAGACGGUAGCACCCGGCGUUUGGAGGACUUCACCUACGAUGACAAGGAGAUGAGUCAGGUCUUCUUCGACUCACUUGACAGAAUCAAUUUCUACGGCACAUCGGGUCCCGUCAGCUUUCUAGGUGCAGACCGAAUCUCAUUCACAAAGAUAGAGCAGUUGAAAGUCGGCUGCUGGCCCAAUUGGAUAGAGCACAGAGGUAGAUGUUACAUGUUUGUUGGCGACCCGGCUAGCAGGGAGGAUGCAGUGGCAUAUUGUCGUGCCAACGACAACAGCCAGCUGGCAUCGGUGGAUGUUGACAAUGACACCGAAAUCGACUUCCUGUUUCAAGCACUACGGGAAGCAAAGGUCAACGAUACGACAGAAAAUAACAAAUGGCUUAUCGACACGGUAGGCGACAUGGAUUUCAACUCCACCAAUGCAACUUGUUCAGCGUUGGAUAUAGCAGGUGAUGUUGGCCUUAUCGCUCAGAUCAGCUGCUUGCCACUUCCAUUCAUAUGCGAGGAUGAAGCUGAGUAUACAGAGGUGAAUAUUGGGACUUACGAUACGGCAAAUGAUGUGCUGAGGAUGACUUCGGAAAUCAUAUGGCCAGGUGGGGAAGUUCCGCCUGAUAGAACGCCGGUCAUUCGGAUCGACAGAGUUGAGGAAUAUGUUGGUAUCGAUUUCAUCGUGUUUGUUAGUCUCGCGUCCUUGGCUGGCAUUGGCAUUCUUCUGUCUCUAUUCUUUCUUGCUUUUAAUAUCCGGUACCGUGCCCUGAGGAUUGUCCGAAUGUCCAGCCCUAAUCUCAACAACAUCAUCCUGAUUGGCACCGUCAUUGUUUAUGCAUCGGUUGUCCUGUAUGGAAUCGAUACGAAUUUGGUGGCCGAAAAGCACCUGGUGCUGUUUUGCCAUAUCAGAGUGUGGUUUCUCGUCGUUGGGUUUGUUUUAGCCUUUGGAGCGAUGUUCAGUAAAACCUGGAGAGUCCACAAAGUGGUGGCGAGGAAAACACCCAAGAGAAAGGUUGUUCAGGAUCGCCAGCUUAUUCUGAUGGUAGCUGCUCUGCUCCUGAUUGAUGUUGUCAUUCUGGUACCAUGGCAACUCAUCUUCCCGUGGCAUGUGGAUAAAAUAUAUCUUCCUGAAAAGCAAGACACAGAGAAUGCCACGCUGAUACUCGUUCCGUACAUUACGAUGUGCACUGGGGAAUACUACCUGUACUGGACGAUUGGCGUGUGUUCCUUCAAGGGACUGCUGCUGAUCUUUGGCGCCUUCUUGGCCUGGGAGACACGACAGGUGACUAUUCCAGCACUGAAUGACAGCAAACUGAUCGGCAUCAGCGUCUAUAACGUCGUCAUACUAUGCAUCGUGGGUCUAGCUAUCAACUUGGUCCUUGGUCGAGACCCACAAACUCUCUUCAUCUUCAAUUCGGGCAUCACCAUCUUCUGUACCACGCUGGCGAUUCUUAUUGUUUUUCUACCGAAGGUUCUAGCCGUACGCAAAAACCCUAUGGAAGACCCCAUGCGUGAAUCAACAACUAGGACCAUGACACGUAAUUCCAACGACAGCAUGAACAACAAUAGAGAGAUGAUACAGGAGAAUCGCGCACUGAAAGAAAAGGUUGCACAGCUUCAAAAGCAACUGAAAGAAAGUCAAGAAAUCAAAGGAAAUGAUAAUCACCUGCCAAGUGGACCGACCCACAGUCAGAUAAGGACGCGGGCGUGCAACCUGGGCGUGUGGUGUUGCGGGCUCAUCUGCGGCUGCUCACCGGGUGAAGUCGACCAGCCUGCCGCGAGCUACAGGGAGGACGAAACGGUCCAAUCCGCUCACAUCAACGAGGUAGACCUGUCGCUGGAGAUGGCGACAAGCACGACGGUCGGCACACCCAUCUCCAAUGAUCCGAAUCACGCAAUACAGUCAAAUGAGUGACGGCGAAAUAAGUUUUUUCCAGGGCUUGUUUACUUUGAGCUUCGGGCAAAAACGAAAGGCCAAGAAGCUGGGUGAUUAACGAAAGGCAGCUGGGUGAUAGACUAGAGACCUGCAGAACUCAUAUAAUGACGGACAACGGCCUCCAAGUUUUCAGUUUACAUCACCCAUGGAGGAAUAAGAACACACUUACUCCAUGGUUCACCGUAACGAAUGUACUUUCCUUCACAGUUCAAAAGGACAGUGACCAACCCAUGGCCGGUAUAUCUGAGAGAUUACACCCACUGACGCCAAUAAAGAAAGGCCGUCAGUUUUGUCAUUUUCAAAUUGACUUUCAUAAUGUUGCACAAUUUAAAAAUUGAUAUUUUGCAAAAAACAAAUCAAUACAAUAUAGCAAACCGAAACGAUUACAAACCCCAAAACCCCAAAUUCAUAUCCUUAUGUUUUAGGUGCAAACAUACAUCGAAAUAUCUACAAAAUCAUGAAUGGCGGCCUGUUUGAAAUUCAAAAUGGUCGCCAUAGAUGGUUUUAAAAAUAUUCAUAAAUACCUAAUACAGUUCGCCUCGGGUAUUAUUAUCACCCAUCCAGACUCCAACCGGUCUUAAACAAAGUGUUUAAUACCUCCGAAACACACAUCUAUUCCCUUAAUUGCACCAAGGUAAAGUUCAUUGAGUACUGUAUAUGAAUACGAGGGAAAAUGUCCAAUAAUGUCGUAAAUGUGAUAUGAUAAUACAGAUAGAAUAAUGAAAAGACUAGGCGAUGUAUUAGGUAAAGUUCUGUAGGUCAUGUUCCACGCUACCAUGUACAGUAAUCAAGUAACCAUGGGAGGUAUAGGUCAAAGGUUACAUGAAUAUGCAUGGUCCAUUACAGUAACUUGUUUUAAUAACGGAUCCAGGAUUUCCCAAAAGGGGGUGGCAGGGGUGUCGAAAUCCAACAAUUUGGCAAGGGGGUGGGGUUGGGAAUGGAUGAGGUGUGGAGCAGUAAGUCAAGAUUGCAAUACAUGUAGUAAAUUAUGGCGUUAUUCAAGAAAGACAUAUGGGAUUUGUUUGGCAUCUUGUGUAUAGUCAACAGUCGGGUUGGUUAGCCAUGCACUUACACCUCAACCUUGUAUCCGCCCUUGAGUCUAAUAUCUAUUUAAAGUUCAUUUCAUUUAAAGGAAAUAUUUAUUGUUUACUUUAGUUUUGACUUGGGUGGGGGGGGGGGGGAGGGGUUAUGAAGUAGUAACACUACCACCUUUGUCUAGAAGUAUAUUUAAUUACUAACAGCAAUUGGAGCAUUGAGCAACUACAUUUCUCUUUUAUGUCGGAAGUGGCUAUGUCCGUGAACGAGGCUGUUCAAAAAGUUGGUAAUUGUUUUAUCUGUACAUUACAGACUUAUGUAAAUUAUUUAUAGAGCGAUAUAUGAAUACAUUUUAACGUCCUCCCUGCACUGUUUUUUUUCCCAGAGUACUAUGUCGGCACGUUUGUAUAAAUUAAAAUAAGUGUUCAAAGUAUACUUGGUGUGCAACAUUAUAGAAUUGUUGAGAAGGACCUAUACAAUGUAUUUUUUAUAAAACUAUCCUUGAACAUGCA